Messenger RNA from Candidozyma auris, 753 nucleotides. RefSeq lists its product as uncharacterized. The transcript has a single exon. The record is from RefSeq and is a predicted model, not a curated record. Bases 1 to 753 code for a protein of 250 amino acids. Lineage: Eukaryota; Fungi; Ascomycota; Pichiomycetes; Serinales; Metschnikowiaceae.
AUGGGCUUCAAAGCUGCCGGUAAAGUGCUAGUGGCUUUAUUCUUCGCUUCCACAUAUAAAACGCUUCCUCUCGUUUACGUACUCAGGUUCUACUUGGCGGCCAUAAGAACUAUAGUGCUCAAAAGAAAUGAGUAUCGGAAGACGAGGCAAAACACAUUUGGUAUAACUGGUAAGAAUCCAAUGGAUGUCUUCAGGGCAGUUUCGUACCGUACGUACUGCUCACCGUUGGAACUUGAUAUGUUUAUGCACAAGUCCAAUUCUACCUACUUCGUUGAUUUGGACAUUGCUAGGACAAAGUUUCUUUGCACGAUGUUUCAAAAAUUAUUUCUAGACUACAUUGACAAUACUACCGGAGAUUUCAAAGGUAAAGGUCUAGGAAAUGCUCCUUACAUUCCUGUUGCGGAGGUGCUGUGUACAUUCAGAAAGGAGAUUAAAGUCUUUGAGAAGUUUACAAUUCUCAGCAACAUUUUGGCUUGGGAUGACAAAUGGAUUUACGUCAUGUCUAAGAUUGUUCAUGAUGACGGAAAGCUUGCAGCUUUGUCUAUAACCAAGUAUGUCUUUAAGAAGCACGGUCGUAUCUCCAUGAAGCCUAAGGAGUAUCUCACACAUUGUGGCUUGUACAACGAAGCAGUUGAGAAGAUCAAUUCUGAAAAUUUCAAGCUCGUUGAGCACAUGAACAAAAAUGCUGAGGGAUUGGAAAAACUUGCCGAGAAGAUGGACACAACGUGCUCAUUGAGAGAUCAUCAUAUAUAA